This is a messenger RNA of Cadophora gregata, 770 nucleotides long. RefSeq lists its product as uncharacterized. The transcript is spliced from 3 exons. The record is from RefSeq and is a predicted model, not a curated record. NCBI's taxonomy places the organism in Eukaryota, Fungi, Ascomycota, Leotiomycetes, Helotiales, Ploettnerulaceae. The coding region runs from base 332 to 550 and encodes 72 amino acids.
CUGCCCCCUGCCCCCGCCCCGUCCAACCCCUCGCCAGCCUUGCCUUAUUAUACACAGUAAGCCGCUUCGGGUAAUUGUUUUGAUGGAGAUCAUUCGUAUCGAAAGGGGUAUGACGUCGAGGGUUUUGAGGGACAGGGUGGCGGGGUUAAAACAGCUUUUUGGUCUUUUUGGUUGAGGGGUAUUUCGUCUUUCUUUCUCGUUUAAAGCUCGAUCGAUAUAUUCAGAAAUUGAAUUAGAUUAAAUUCAGAUCAUUUAUCUUGAGAUUUUGCAAAGAAACAAAAAGACUCACCCCCAAUCCCCCAACUCAACCUCAAUACCCCAAACCCUGAAAAUGUCCGCCCCAAACCAAGGCCGCCAAUCCCCCUCCCCAGAGGAAUCCUCCGGAAAGCAACAAUCUGCUCCCUCUGACGGACAGGGAAUCAACAAAGAUACCAACAAUAAGGAGGAUAGUAAGAAGGAUCUUGAGAACCUCCCCUCCAACCCCGCCGGCCCACUAGACGCCCACCUCAAGGAGACGAUGAAGAAGACCGAGACUCCGGACGUGAAGUAGUGAAGUGAUGUGAUGUGAUGUGAUGGUUUUUCACUCACUCCCUGACACUUCACGGGAUGGGAUGUAUGAUCAAUUAUUGGUGGAUGGAUCACUGGUUGGGAGGAGGGGAUUGUGCUAUGGGAUGAGAAAGAUGCGUAGACUGGAGGGGCAUUGCAUUGCAUUGCUUGAUUGAUUGCCAGCUUGAGCACGAUAUAUGGAUGGACGGAUAUAUGGUUGCGAG